GAGAAGCCGGGAGUGAGCGCAGACCAUCUGAGAAGAUUAUCUUCAUAGCAGCCACUUCUCUUUUCCAGCGAGGAUGAAGUUCAACAUUGCAAAUCCGACUACGGGUUGCCAGAAGAAGCUCGAGAUUGACGAUGAACAGAAACUUCGUGCCUUUUAUGACAAGAGAAUCUCUCAAGAAGUCAGCGGUGAUGCUUUGGGAGAGGAGUUUAAGGGGUAUGUAUUCAAGAUCAUGGGUGGAUGCGACAAACAAGGAUUUCCAAUGAAGCAAGGAGUCUUGACUCCAAACCGUGUCCGCCUUUUACUGCCUAGAGGUACUCCGUGUUUCCGGGGUUAUGGAAGGCGUGAUGGUGAGAGGAGAAGAAAAUCAGUACGUGGGUGCAUUGUCAGUCCUUACCUUUCAGUUCUGAAUUUGGUCAUUGUGAAGAAGGGUGAAAAUGACCUUCCUGGGCUGACCGAUGUUGAGAAGCCAAGGAUGAGGGGUCCUAAAAGAGCUUCAAAGAUUAGGAAGCUGUUCAACCUGUCCAAGGAGGAUGAUGUCAGGAAGUAUGUCAACACGUACCGCAGGACAUUUACUAAUAAAAAGGGGAAGGAGGUUAGCAAGGCUCCUAAAAUACAGAGGCUGGUGACUCCAUUGACCCUCCAGAGGAAGAGGGCCAGAAUUGCUCAGAAGAAGCAAAGGAUUGCCAAGGCUAAGACAGAGGCUCAGGAAUACCAGAAGUUGCUUGCGAGUAGGCUGAAGGAGCAAAGGGAGAGGCGCAGUCAGAGUGUGGCCAAGAAGAGGUCCAAGCUCUCUAUUACUUCUAAGCCAUCUGUUGCUGCUGCUUAAGCCACUUUGCAUUAAUGUACCCUUUCUUUUUUAGACUUUUUGGUUUGUUACCUAGUUUUGAUGUUUGAAGUUUUGGAGAUUUUGUUAAACAGUUGAGACUUGAUACUGCUAUUAUUUAUAUUUAGAUUGAAAUCUUUGGUGCUGUUUCUCUUUCUUCACACUCCAUAAUACUUGUUUCGGUAUUAAAUGGCUUGUAUAUCCAGUUUGUAAUAUUUAAUUAAGAAAGUGUGUUUCCCUGUCACCUUGAUCCUCACAAUUCACAAUUGGGUUAAACCUUAAACCCCUAUUAAGGGCCAGUUCGUUAC
Molecule: messenger RNA, 1131 nt
Organism: Cuscuta epithymum
Lineage: Eukaryota; Viridiplantae; Streptophyta; Magnoliopsida; Solanales; Convolvulaceae
Source: the annotation of a GenBank genome assembly